Molecule: messenger RNA, 1853 nt
Organism: Suillus paluster
Lineage: Eukaryota; Fungi; Basidiomycota; Agaricomycetes; Boletales; Suillaceae
Product: pre-mRNA splicing factor
Exons: 7
Coding region: 69-1784 (571 amino acids)
Biological process (GO): mRNA splicing, via spliceosome
Cellular component (GO): catalytic step 2 spliceosome
Molecular function (GO): mRNA binding; protein binding
Source: RefSeq, a predicted model, not a curated record
AAGUUAUUUACCACGCCCUUCUUCCUUUGCUUGUACACCAGUAGUACUACUACUGUCAACGUUUCAUCAUGUCUGCUUAUUCUUCAGACGAGGACAAUAUCAAUGAUGUCUUUGGCUUAUCCAAACUACCUGCCAAUAAAAAACCGCGCACGUUUCAGGACAAGCUCGUGUCUGAUGCUGCGCCUCAUGUUCUCGCUGAAGACCCUCUAAAUCAAACCUCGCUGGUUACUCGGCCGACAGACACGCAGAUGAACGUAAAUAUUCCAUACAGCGACAUGAUGUUACCGCUCCAAGGUCCCGAGAAUCCAUUUGGUGAUUCAAACCGGUUCAUCAAUCAGAAUGCACUCGCGGGCCAUGUGGAAGAACAAUCUAUGUCAGACCAUGCAUUCAACGCACAGCAUCUCACGCACUCCAUCCUUGGCUACUCGGUCAAUCCCUCAAUCGAUCCAAACGCUCCCUCUAUUCUCGGUUCAGUCGAGAAAGCCCGCGAAAAUGGCUUUGCAACGAUUGAUACCCUGCGAGCGACCAGUUCCCAGAAAAAGGAGUUGAAAAGAAAGAGAAAGAACAAGGGAGAUCUUGAUGUGGUAGACGGCGAGGGCGCGUAUGUUGGACCUUGGGCUGCCUGGGACGGGGAAGAGGAGAUUGGGUUCUUGGAUGGUGUUGAGGACAUCGGUGAUCAGCCACAGGAGGAGGAAGAGCCUGAGCCGACAGUUCUAAAGAAGAAGGCAAAACCAAAGCCCGGCGCCUAUGGCCAAGAAACUUCUGUCUUCCAUGGCAAGUCUAUGACCGACUACCAGGGCCGAACGUAUAUGCAUGCACCACUGUCGGAAGCGCCUCACAUCUCCAAUGAGGCAGGCUCCCAAGAGACAUUUAUUCCGAAGACAUGUAUCCAUACCUGGACCGGCCACACGCAAGGCGUCUCGGUCAUACGAUUAUUCCCUGAAACUGGCCAUCUCCUUCUUAGCGGGUCUAUGGACACAAAAAUAAAGCUGUGGGAUGUGUAUACUCAUGGAAAUUGCUUGAGGACUUUCCAUGGUCACGUACAGGCUGUCAAGGAUGUCACAUUCUCCAAUGACGGCAGGAAAUUCCUGUCAUGCGGAUAUGACCGCCAAAUGAAACUAUGGGAUACCGAGACUGGUCAAUGUCUCAAGCGGUUCAGUAAUGGCAAGACUCCUUACGUUGUGCGUUUCCAUCCGGACGAAGACAAACAACACAUAUUCCUCGCUGGUAUGUCGGAUAAAAAGAUCAUCCAGUAUGACAUGAACUCUGGGGAGAUUACCCAGGAGUAUGACCAACACUUGGGUCCCGUCAACACUAUCACUUUCGUCGACGAGAACCGACGCUUUGUCACGACCUCGGACGACAAGACCAUUCGUGCUUGGGAUUACGAUAUCCCAGUCGUGAUCAAGUACAUCGCGGAACCUCAUAUGCACUCGAUGCCAGCAGUAACGCUUCACCCUUCAAAGAAAUACUUCGCCGCACAAUCAUUAGACAAUCAAAUUCUUAUCUACAGUACGGAUAAUUUCCGCCAAAACAGGAAGAAAAGGUUCGCAGGACACUCCGUGGCUGGGUAUGCUUGCCAAGUUGGGUUCUCCCCAGACGGCAAGUGGAUAAGCAGUGGUGAUGGUGAAGGGAACGUGGUCUUCUGGGACUGGAAGACCGGGCGUAUCAAAUCCAGGCUACAGGCACACUCCAAAGUUGUGAUUGCACAUGAGUGGCUACCACAUGAGUCGUCCAAAGUUGUAACGGCCUCGUGGGAUGGCCUGAUAAAGCUAUGGGACUGAGUAUUUUCGUACUCGCAUUGAUUGUAUUCUGUACGCAUAGUAGUCUCAUGACAUCAUAUUUUUUGCUUG